UUAACUCAUAUAACCAUGGAUCAAGAAAAACAAACAGAUUCCGAUGUGAAAAAAAAUCGUAACAUUUUGGACAUGCUUAAAGACGAUCAAGGCUCAGGAUCAAAAAAGAAUUGGAAAGUCUUUCGUGACAAAAUACGUCUCAAAAGAGCAGGAAAGGCAUGGAAAUCGUCUCUUCCAGUCCCAGCCUCGGAUAUCCCAAUGGAAAACAAAACCAAUCGUAUGAUGAUAAGACGUGGGUCAGCACGAUAUCCAAGUGAUGACAGUGACGCAGAAGAGCAGCUAGACGGUGAAGCCACUCGUCAACUAGGACAUAUGCCAGAACGUCAACGCAGCAUUAGGCUACUUCCAGUAGAAACCGACCCAGAAGAAGAAGAAGAAGGGGAUACACCAUCUGAAGACGGCCCAAAGCAGGACGAAGGAAAAGGAGAUCAGCCCAUAUCGUUAAUGACAUUGCUUAGCGAUACUGGAUCAAACUACAUUGAUGAUCCAGAAGAAGAACAACAUCACGACGAGAACGAUGAUCAUGAAGAAGAGGAAGAAGAGGAGGAUAUUGGAGAUUGUAACAUAUGCUGUGGGUGCAAAGGAAAACAUAAGGGUGCAGCAAUAGGCCCUUGUGGACAUACAUUUUGCAAGCAUUGUACAAAGGAGCUUCAUGUCUCUAGAGGUAAUUGUCCUACUUGCAAUGAUUUUAUUUUGGAAAUUCUUGAUAUCUAUUAA
Messenger RNA from Erigeron canadensis, 717 nucleotides. RefSeq names its product zinc-binding protein A33-like. The transcript has a single exon. NCBI's taxonomy places the organism in Eukaryota, Viridiplantae, Streptophyta, Magnoliopsida, Asterales, Asteraceae. The record is from RefSeq and is a predicted model, not a curated record. The coding region runs from base 16 to 717 and encodes 233 amino acids.